Molecule: messenger RNA, 1227 nt
Organism: Akanthomyces muscarius
Lineage: Eukaryota; Fungi; Ascomycota; Sordariomycetes; Hypocreales; Cordycipitaceae
Exons: 4
Coding region: 1-1227 (408 amino acids)
Biological process (GO): transmembrane transport
Cellular component (GO): membrane
Molecular function (GO): transmembrane transporter activity
Source: RefSeq, a predicted model, not a curated record
AUGGAAACGACGUUUGAGCGGUUCCCGGUCUUUUGCUUAGCAUUCCUUACGGCAUUGCGGCAGAUGUCUACGGUUGGCGACUCGUUGCGUUUCUCUCUAUCUUGGGGGUGCACUCUGUACCCGAUAGCCGACGUCCUCAUUUGCCUGAACUCUGAUAUCCUAUCGCCUCGCUGGAUAUGGACUGUGCCCAUCACCACCAUAGUUGGAGGCGGCGCGGCCGAUUUCCCCACGAUGCUGUAUACCAUUGUCAGCGACGCCGCUCCCCGAUCUAAACGAGCCGGGGCCUUUGUGGUAUUAACCACUGCACCAGUCCUGGGGCGAUUUGCCAGCGCGCCGGCUCUGUACUGGCUCAUGAACUAUGGAGAGUGGCAUUGCGUGCUCUUUGCGAUUGCGGCGUGGUUUCCGGCCCUUCUGAUUAUCAUGAUGGUCCCUGAGACGCUGCAUAUCAAGGAAAGUCUGGAGGAGAGCCGGCUCAAUGCCCCUGCAUCUAGUGCAUUCUCUCAGUCGUUUGCCGCUGCUCUGCGUUCAAAACUACAGUCCAUGUCGAAAACCGCCGCCGCUUCAUUACGGCAGAUGUUUUGGGAGGACUCGAAACUUUGUCUUCUGCUCCUCAGCACUCUAUCUUUAGAAGUUGGUCGAUUCCUCGUCGUCGGAAUUCUGCCACAGUACAUGACUAAGCGCUACGAGCUGGCGUGGAAGGAGGCAAGUCUAUGGCUUGCUAUCAAGUCAGUUUUACAGGUGGUAGUGGGUUUGCUGUUCUUGCCCAUCGCAUCUCAGCACUUGACGAAGGCAGGCAUGCCCGCUGUCACGAAAGACGCUUGGGUUGCCCGUAUCGGCUUGCUACUCGCCAUGGCAGGAUAUAUCAUUGCUGGCCUUGCCGACCGAUUACUUCUUUUCCUCGUUGGAACUGUCAUAUCAUCCUUUUCUAUCGGUGUUGAGCCUGCCAUGCGAAGCCUCUUGAUUGCCACUGCCCCCAAUUCUGGCUCUGGGGCACUCUUCUCGACGCUGCAAGUCAUGCUAUCACUGGGUAUUAUCACCGCAGGUCCUAUUAUUGCGGCAUCAUUCAGACUAGGGCUUCACAUGGAUCAAGAAUGGCUGGGGAUCCCUUUGCUUCUUUCGAGCAUCGUUAUGCCGCCAACCGCAACUCUUCUAUUUGCCCUCAAGUUUAAAGACUCUUCAGGCAGAAUAGCCCUAGACAGAGAUCCAGACAGCGGGGAUAAUGAAUAG